Messenger RNA from Plectropomus leopardus (leopard coralgrouper), 2033 nucleotides. RefSeq names its product chromosome 12 C5orf22 homolog (gene c12h5orf22). The record is from RefSeq and is a predicted model, not a curated record. NCBI's taxonomy places the organism in Eukaryota, Metazoa, Chordata, Actinopteri, Perciformes, Serranidae.
CGGUGGCUGGCUGAUGGUUCCCCCAGGUUCUCAUUUCAAACUCUUUCUGACCUAAGGGGAUGAAAAAUGUGCUGCAGUGCGAGAUGUGAGAACGUGACGUUAAUGCGCUAAAGUCUCGUGUGAUAAUACGGUUACUGUCACGGACGGAGGAACCGUAACGUCCCGCUGUUCUCCGUUGCAAUGAGCGGUGCUCCGCUGAAGAGGUGCUACAAGGAGCUGCCGGUGUGGAUAGUUGAGGACCACCACGAUGUAGUGCGUCACAUCUAUCGUGCCAUUGCAUCAAGACAUCUCCCACUGAGGAACAUCAAGAUGGUCCAUUUAGACUCCCAUCCUGAUCUGCUCAUCCCUGUCAACAUGUCCGCUGACACUGUCUUUGACAAGGACAAACUCUUCAGUGAGUUGAGUAUAGAGAACUGGAUCAUGCCCAUGGUGUAUGCCGGCCAUGUGUCAUGUGUGGCAUGGCUGCAUCCAUAUUGGGCCCAGCAGAUCACAGAGGGGGAGCACAGGAUGGCUGUAGGAAGAGACUCCUCCACCACCACCAUCAGGGUGACCAGUACAGACAACUACUUCCUGAGUGAUGGUCUGUAUAUGUCGGAGAAGCAGCUGGAGAACUCUAAACCUCUCAGGCUGAAUGUGGUCAAAGUCAAUCCUGUUAAACCAAGUCAUGGCUCACUAACAGGAGAAAGGAGUGAGGAGGACACAGAGAGAUGGUUUGCCAAGAGAGCCCGGACAGACUUUAAUGUAGCUGGAGAGACCAGCUGCUCUGAGCCCCUCCUAACAUGCACUGACACCCUGCAGCCAGCAGAGGGCAGCCACAGGACAGGCUUUGGGGAUGAUGAAGAAGGAUCCACCAGUUACGUUGUGAAGAGAAUAUCUGCUUGUCUAAGUGAGACAGAGCCGUACAUCCUGGACAUUGAUUUGGACUUCUUCUCCUGUAAGAAUCCCUUCAAAGAGUUAUACACACAGGAAGAGUACGCCAUCCUCAAGGAGCUCUACAACUUCAGAGGACCCAGCACUGAUGCUGAGGAGGAGGAGCUUGAUGAGUGUGUGGAUCGUCGUGUUCGUCAGUUAGAGGACCUGGAAGCAGCAUUUGCUGAUCUGCUGGAGGAUGAUGGGGAAGAGACGGUUUCCCGCUGGGCCAGUAACCCCGGUAUGGCUUCAUUAGCCCAACUGGUUUCCAGUUUGAAGUCAAGAAAUAUGUGCCCUGACUAUGAAAUGGUCCAUCAGGCAGGGUUAACCUGUGACUCGGUCGAACUGCCUCACCACAUCAGCACUGACGAGGAGAUUGACUCACUCAUCUCAGCUGUACAGCUGUUUCUCAAGGCUCUGCCCAAACCCACACUGGUGACUAUGUCCAGGUCUAGUCUGGAUGAAUACUGCCCGGUAGAGCAGGUGGAUUCAGUCCAGAGCAAAGUACUGGCUGCACUGGAGAGCCUGUAUGGGCCCCUGGACUUACACAAAGACUUUGAAAACAGCAGCACAAACACUCAGGACUGCCAACCACAGGCUUCUUAACACACACAUACACACACACACACACAUACACACACACACACACACACACACACACACACACAGAUGACACUGUGUGGUGUAGUGGAUGCACUGUUUGAUGAAGAAAAAACACUUAAAAAAGACAUGUCAGACAUGUUUGUGGUGAAUCUGGAGGUUAAUUUAUAUUUUAUGUGCAAAAGGUGGCGCAUAUUUUCAGAAUUUUGGUCAUGAUCAUGUAUGACAUGUGUUUACAUUAGAAGAGGCCACAGAAGCUGAUGUUUUCUUACAGUCAACAAAUCCCAUGUUCAGACCUGCAACACAUGUAUCCUGACACGUGUUUGUAACCCAUUUGAGGGAAUAUAUGUUGAAGGCAUUAGAUCCUCCAGCAGAAUCCAGCUGUGGUGACCUGUUUUUUUUCCUAAUUACUUAACAGAUAAAUAAAGUGUUAGACUUCUUUAAACACUACUGGAAUCUUUCCACAUGUUUCUUGACCUGCUUUAACCUCCUCUAAAUAAAGAGCAGAUGGGUGGAACGCUUCA